Messenger RNA from Desarmillaria tabescens, 636 nucleotides. RefSeq names its product ESCRT-II complex vps25 subunit. The coding region runs from base 7 to 576 and encodes 189 amino acids. Gene Ontology annotation, molecular function: structural molecule activity; protein homodimerization activity. The record is from RefSeq and is a predicted model, not a curated record. Gene Ontology annotation, biological process: protein transport to vacuole involved in ubiquitin-dependent protein catabolic process via the multivesicular body sorting pathway. Gene Ontology annotation, cellular component: ESCRT II complex. The transcript is spliced from 5 exons. Lineage: Eukaryota; Fungi; Basidiomycota; Agaricomycetes; Agaricales; Physalacriaceae.
AAGAUCAUGGCAUUUACUACUCACACCACGCCUUCUGGAUUCUUACUGCCAUCCAUCCAUGCUACUCCUCCGUUCUUCAGCCAGCAGCUCAACGAAACGACACUCGCCUCAUUUACUGAGCUUUGGAUAAAGCUUAUACUCGCAUAUGCACGGCAUCGAAGGCUAUUCUCCCUACACGUGGAAGACGCAGAGACAUCUGGCAACGACUGGGACGAAGUCCUAAAGAACGAACGGAUAAACCGUCGUGUGCUUCCCUCUUAUCUAGAACACAUCAUGGGAGUGAUGGUGGCAAAGAACCUGGCGGUAUUCGAACCAGCGAAGCAAACGAGAUCGGCCCUGCUGUACUGGCGUCUGCCGGAGGAAUGGGCAGAGACGCUGCAUGAAUGGGCGACAUCGACUGGGCACCUGAAUACCAUCAUGACCUUUUACGAAGUCACGGAUCCCCCCAUCGAAUCGCCGCUCUCUGGGAUCCCGGUCCCGCUGCUUCGCAAGGCGAUUGGGAUCCUGGCAAAGACGAACCGGGCACAGCUGAUUGCAGUGGCGGAUGGCGAGGGCGUCAGAUUUUUUUCAAAGUAGUGUAUAAUUAGUGCAAUAUUAUUCGACGGUGCCAGACAUGAAUUCGAGUCCAGUCUAGAU